AUGCUAAAUUCACUACAAUCCUUCCCUAUAUUUAUUUUUACACUUUUAUGCAUUGUACAUAAUGCUGGUGGGGAACCUAAAGUUACCAAAGCCCGUGCUUAUCUCUUUAAAGCUGUUCAGUCUCCCGAAUUAACUGCCCUUCAACCCUUGGGAGUUGUCGAUUUUUGUGAUCUUGGGAAAGGAUUGAUGGCUAUAAAUGGAACCCUUAAAGGUCUCCCUCCAGGUCUACACGGCUUCCAUGUCCACCAAUUUGGUGAUUUAAGCCAACUCUGUACAGGUGCAGGAUUGCACUUUAAUCCUCAUAAAAGACAUCAUGGAGCGCCUCAGGACUUGGAAAGACAUGUUGGUGAUUUGGGCAAUAUUCAGGCUGAUGAAAACGGAACAGCCAUAAUACGCAUCAGAGAUCGUUAUAUGACAUUUAAGGGUGUAAACAAUAUUAUUGGAAGGGGACUUUUAGUGCAUGAAAAGGUUGAUGAUCUUGGGCGUGGAGGGAAUGAUGAAAGUUUAAAAACUGGAAAUGCUGGUCCUCGUUUUGGAUGUGGAGUAAUUGGUAUACGUGGAGAAAAUUUGUAA
Molecule: messenger RNA, 573 nt
Organism: Meloidogyne enterolobii
Lineage: Eukaryota; Metazoa; Nematoda; Chromadorea; Rhabditida; Meloidogynidae
Source: the annotation of a GenBank genome assembly